AUGAGGGGCAGGGUGUCGAGAAACAGCAAAAGUUCUCGUAUAGCCAAGCAGUGCGAGUUGGUGACCGCAUCGAAUGCGCAGGACAAGGUGGCUGGGAUCCGAUUACCGGAGAGUUUGAAAACGAAAUCAACGCACAGAUCGACCUUGCGUUUGAAAACGUGGAACGGUGCCUCGGGGAUGCUGGCGGAAAAGUAUGGUCGCAGGUCUACCGAGUCAAUUCAUACCAUGUACCCAUUAUUAACGAGGCACUAG
This is a messenger RNA of Colletotrichum aenigma, 252 nucleotides long. RefSeq lists its product as uncharacterized. The record is from RefSeq and is a predicted model, not a curated record. Bases 1 to 252 code for a protein of 83 amino acids. Lineage: Eukaryota; Fungi; Ascomycota; Sordariomycetes; Glomerellales; Glomerellaceae. The transcript is spliced from 2 exons.